AUGGCGCAGAAACCUGGUGGCCAGGACAUUUCAAACCGAGUUGGAGAACAUCUUGAGAAACUAACUAAAGUAAUACUAACAGGCGCAAGAGCAGUCCUUCCAGUCUUCCGCACAACCCCAAAGCCAGUCCUUUAUCGAGAGUCUGGAUUCUCUCCACCAGAAAUCGAACUAGAUCGAAUAGCCCUCCUUGCAACUGUCCGCCUACGGCGUCUCGACCCUUAUCACCCACUUCGAAGACGCGCAGAACAGAUCGCUAGUAAUGGCCGACAAAUCAGCCGAUUUGCCCGCCGUACACUGGCCCUCCCAAACUCUGAACAGAUAAACCCUCUCCAAUACGCUCCCUGGUACCCUCGCGAGCCUCGUGGGAAUGCUCAAGCUCGAAUAGGAGCUCCCAUGGGACGCACUAAGGAACAGGCAGCGGCUAAUUUCAUGGCUUUUCAACGUACCAUCCCUAGCUCAGAUAUUGUAAUCUUUUCAGAUGGAUCUAGGCUAGCAGACGGACGUGCAGGGGGUGGCUAUAUUGGACUUCAAGCACACCAUCAGUUCCUCCGCUCCUCACUCUCAUACGGACACGGGAAAGAGGUCUUCGACGCAGAAGCAGAAGCAGCUCUAGCUGGCGCUCAAGCAGCAAUAGCGUACCCAACAGCUCAAUUUGCUACCAACCUAUGGAUCUGCCUUGACAACCUGGAAGUUGCCAUACGCCUUUUAUCUCCCUCUACAGGAUCUUCCCAAGAAAUCUUUGAAUCCUUCCGCACCCUUGCAGCCGCCUGGCCACUUCGCAAAAGGCUUCCUCACACCAAAAGCGGAUCUAUCCAAAUCCGAUGGGUCCCUGGACACGCCAAAAUCCCUGAGAACGAAGCGGCUGAUCUCGCUGCCAAAGAGGGAGCUGCCUCAAUCCCUCCUGAUCCUCACAAAUCCUCAUACGCCUCGCUAAAGAGAUACGCCAAGACUCAAUCCCUAUCCGCUGCUCAGUCACAAUGGGAGAAGGUGGCACCACAGAGCUAUCAAGAUCUAGAAAUAACCACUUCCCCUAAGCGCCCUGGGGAGCUUCAACUCAACCGACUUGACCUCGGCCAUGUUAUUGCGGCCCGUACUGGUCAUGGAGACUUUGCAGACUACCAUGAACGCUUCAAUCAUGAUGAUGCUUAUCUUCUCUGCCGAUGCGGAGCACGAAAAGCACCUCUGCACUUCUUCUUCUGUCAUAUAGCUAAGAGACGAGCCCCUCGGCCUCCUGGGCCCCCUUCUGAGGUUAUCUCUUUUCUCUUAGGCACUGCUAAAGGAGCACAAAAGCUAGCCUCAUGGCUAGCAGAGACCCACUUCUAUGAGGAUAUCUGCCCUCGCCAACCUCUCCUUAGCACCUAG
This is a messenger RNA of Talaromyces stipitatus ATCC 10500, 1362 nucleotides long. RefSeq lists its product as uncharacterized. NCBI's taxonomy places the organism in Eukaryota, Fungi, Ascomycota, Eurotiomycetes, Eurotiales, Trichocomaceae. The transcript is spliced from 2 exons. Gene Ontology annotation, molecular function: RNA-DNA hybrid ribonuclease activity; nucleic acid binding. The coding region runs from base 1 to 1362 and encodes 453 amino acids. The record is from RefSeq and is a predicted model, not a curated record.